Molecule: messenger RNA, 843 nt
Organism: Penicillium daleae
Lineage: Eukaryota; Fungi; Ascomycota; Eurotiomycetes; Eurotiales; Aspergillaceae
Product: putative ABC transporter
Exons: 2
Coding region: 1-843 (280 amino acids)
Molecular function (GO): ATP binding; ATP hydrolysis activity
Source: RefSeq, a predicted model, not a curated record
AUGUCUAUCUCCACGCCCGACCCCUCAAUCGCAGUCAAAGACCUCUCCUACAAAUUCCAAGAUGGCUCCGAAGGCCUCGAACACGUAACCCUCGAUCUGCCCGCCGGCAGUCGAACCCUUCUAAUCGGCGCCAACGGCGCAGGUAAAACCACCCUCCUCCGCCUCCUCUCCGGCAAACGGCUCGCGCCCACACACACCAUCACAGUCGGCGGCGUCGACCCCUUCAAAGACACCCUCGAAGGCGUAACCUACCUCGGCGUCGAAUGGGUGCUUAACAGCAUCGUCCGCACAGACAUCGACGUCCCCACCCUCCUCGCCUCGGUAGGCGGCAACGUCUGGCCCGCCCGCCGCGACGAGCUAGUCGACAUCCUCGACAUCGACCUGCGCUGGCGCAUGCACGCCGUAUCCGACGGCGAGCGGCGGCGCGUCCAGCUAGCCAUGGGCCUGCUCCGACCCUGGACGGUACUCCUGCUAGACGAAAUCACCGUGGAUUUGGAUUUACUCUCGCGGAGCAACUUUCUCGCGUUUCUCAAGAGGGAGACUGAGUCCCGGCCUUGCACUAUUGUCUAUGCGACGCAUAUUCUGGAUAAUCUGGCACAGUGGCCGACGCAUCUUGUGCAUAUGCAUUUGGGCAAGGUUAGGGCUUGGGGUGCUUUGGAGACGUUUUAUGAUCAGGUGCCGGAUUGGACGUCGGAAAAUAGUCGGUUGGGUGAGUUGGUGCUGAAGUGGUUGAAGGAGGAUCUUAAGUCGAGGGGACCGAGGAAUGGGGUUUCUGGUCAGGCGAAGACUUAUGGGGCUACGGAUGGGAUUGGUGGGUAUGGGUUGGAGAAGCGUGAUGAGUAG